CAUUGGCCGGAGGCGCGGGGCGGGGCGGAGGCGGCGGGGCUGGCGGCGGGCCGGGGCGGCGGCGGCGGUGCGGUGCGCUCCGUCCGGGGCGGCCAUGAGGACCGAGAUCUCCACGGCGGCGGCGUUCGUCACCCGCCUCCUGCGGGCCGCCGGGGGUAUCGGCGAGGAGCAGCUGCGGUGCUUCAGGGAGUGUCUGCAGGAGGCGCUGCGGGAGCACUACAAGCACCACUGGUUCCCCCUGCUACCCUCCAAGGGCUCCGGGUACCGGUGCAUUAGGAUCAACCAUCAGAUGGACCCCUUGAUAGGAAAGGCGGCGGGGAUGAUCGGACUGAGCCACGAGAGGCUCUUCCAGCUGCUGCCCAGCGAAUUAACUCUUUGGGUCGACCCUUUCGAGGUGUCUUAUCGUAUAGGCGAAGAUGGGUCCAUCUGCGUCCUUUACGAAAGUCCCCAGCCCGGUGGGAAGACGACCAAGCCGCUGGAGAGCAGGACCAGCUGUAAGGAGGAGUGGAGAAUCGGCAGAGCCAGCCCUUCUAAGAAUUACAGCAUGAUGACAGUGUCUAGUUAAAAAUUGCUAUUCCUUGUACAAUGAUGUAUGUAUCCUAAUCUUGUAGUAAAUUUAGAUGUAACUGAGAUUUUUGGGUUUUUAAUUAUUUUUUUUCACCCUAUAGUCAUUAAAGGUGUAGUAGUACUGCCAAGCUUUCUGUGUCCAAGGGCUAAUGUAUAAAGCAGUUCUUUACACUGCAUGUUACUUUCUGGAUCGUGUACUUGUAAAUGCACUGUACAGUCAGUUGAUUGUUUUACACAUUUAUAUUUUCAAAGAAGUUUUGGCUAUUUGUAAUAAAAAAGCAAUAUUGUAGCACUCUUUUUAUGAUGGAUUUUAGUCAAGAUUAAAACUUGCUAAAACAUUCCUCGGUUUGCAGAGCAAUAACAUGAAGGGGGGUGGGGAAACAGAUCUAACAAGCUGCACAUAAAUCUUUCCAGUGACUUGUCUGCACAGAUUUCUCUCAGGGUCAUUCAAGUUUGGCUGCGAGGCACAAAUCAGAAAAAUAAGAGUUAUUUUUUUCCUUUUUCAAAGCAAGCAUUUAUUGGAGGGCUGGCUCCCAUCAUGCCCCAACGUUUUGACAAAAAGAAUUGGGGAAUUAGUUUGUCUUGUUAUUUCUACUUUUUGGAGUAGAACAAUAAAGACUUGCUCAAACUGCAUUUGACUUUUUGGGUUUUUUUGUUUGUUCCCCCAUCCCUCCCCCCGAGACUUUUUACAUUGCUCUCAAAGCUUCCUCUAGCUAUUUCUGAUCAUCACAGAUAGCUUUACAGCUAGAAGGGUGUAGCUUUGAGCAUUCAUCUUUAUUUCAGAUGAUGACCAAAAUGCUUAGUUUCAGUGAAGCUUGCUGGCUGUGUGCCCGAGUAGAGCUGAAUAGUCUGCGUAGAGCUGCAUGGUUUGGUUUUUGUUUGUUGUUUGUUUUUGGUGGUUUUUUUUAAUGUGUGCUGUAUCAAACUGAAUGACAGCAAAAGUACUCUUCUAACAGUUGAUCUAUUGCAAAAAAUGCUUGAAUUUAUCGGGAGAUGGAGUUUGUAUUUAAAACUGCAACUUAAAACCAUCUAGGAAGCUGGACUGAAAUACUGAUCAUCAAUACUGUGUAACUACCUUCACUCUUCAGGAAGGUAAAAACCUUCCCAUUUCUGACAUUGAGUUACUUCUUGUUUUGUCAGCGUCUCUAAUACCAGUUGGGUACAAGUUUAGUAAAAUGAUCAAAUACAGUGGCUUUGAUGUAAUAACAAAACUUUGUGUUGCUAGUUUGUGUGGAGUAUUGAUAUCCCAGUAAAGGAUUCAAUUUACGGAUAUUGCUUCUAUUCUGAGAAGCAGUGGUCUGUGUUCUAGCCAUCUGCACAGUGUUUAGCAUUGCUGGUUUUUUUGGUAGCCUGCUAUUCAUGCAUAGUUGAGUACUUUAUGAAAGGGAGCUUUGUCUGGUGUUAGUUUGUCAGAAGAAAAACCAACAUCUUGCACUAUGUCAAUAACAUGGUAAAACAUACAGCGAAUGAAGGGGCAAGUCUGGGCAAACUGGGAACUCCAUCUGGCAUAAAGAAGUUUUUUCUUUCUUUGCGUUGGGAAAAAAAAUAAACCUGUUGCUAUUUGCCUUACUGUCUUGGAGGCAGGCUUGUCUAGUAGUAUUUGUUUAAUCU
Messenger RNA from Chroicocephalus ridibundus (black-headed gull), 2178 nucleotides. Its product is annotated as protein BTG1-like. The coding region runs from base 95 to 565 and encodes 156 amino acids. The transcript is spliced from 2 exons. Gene Ontology annotation, biological process: negative regulation of mitotic cell cycle; negative regulation of cell population proliferation. Lineage: Eukaryota; Metazoa; Chordata; Aves; Charadriiformes; Laridae. Gene Ontology annotation, cellular component: cytoplasm; nucleus. The record is from RefSeq and is a predicted model, not a curated record.